This is a messenger RNA of Octodon degus (degu), 957 nucleotides long. Its product is annotated as olfactory receptor 6C3-like. Gene Ontology annotation, cellular component: membrane. Lineage: Eukaryota; Metazoa; Chordata; Mammalia; Rodentia; Octodontidae. The transcript has a single exon. Bases 13 to 957 code for a protein of 314 amino acids. The record is from RefSeq and is a predicted model, not a curated record. Gene Ontology annotation, molecular function: G protein-coupled receptor activity; olfactory receptor activity. Gene Ontology annotation, biological process: G protein-coupled receptor signaling pathway.
UUAGACACAAAAAUGAGUAUGAGAAAUCACACAAUGAUUACAGAGUUUGUUCUCUUGGGUAUAUCAGACAAUCCAAAAACUCAGGUGGCAAUUUUUACUUUUUUGUUUAUAGCUUACAUAUUAAGUAUCACUGGAAACCUAGCCAUCAUCAUUCUAACCUUAUUAGAUUCACAGUUAAAGACUCCUAUGUACUUCUUCCUCCGAAAUUUCUCCCUCUUGGAAAUCACAUUCACCAGUGUUUCUAUCCCAAGAUUUUUGUGUUCAAUAAUCACUAAAGUCAAGACCAUUUCCUAUAACAACUGUUUAGCUCAAUUAUUUUUCUUCAUUGCCUUGGGUGUGUCUGAAUUUUUCCUUCUAACUGCCAUGUCCUAUGAUCGCUAUGUGGCCAUCUGUAAACCUCUGCACUACACCACCAUCAUGAGUAAGAAAAUCUGUAACCUUCUGGUCUUCAUUUCUUGCCUGGCAGGAUUCCUAACCAUUUUCCCACUACUCAUGCUCAUCCUCAAGUUGGAUUUCUGUGCUUCCAAUAUCAUUGACCACUUCUCUUGUGACUACUUCCCCAUCUUACAACUCUCAUGCUCAGAUACGUGGUUUUUAGAGACAAUUGGUUUUUACUUUGCCUUUGUCACUCUGCUCUUCACAUUGGCAUUGGUGAUUCUUUCCUACAUGUGCAUCCUCAUCACCAUUCUGAGAUGCCCUUCUGCAAGUCAGAGGAAAAAGGCUUUCUCUACCUGCUCCUCUCACAUGAUUGUGAUCUCCAUCUCUUAUGGAAGCUGCAUAUUCAUGUAUGUCAAGCCUUCAGCAAAUGAAAGAGCAUCACUGACCAAAGGAGUAGCUGUUCUCAAUACUUCAAUUGCUCCCAUGUUGAACCCUUUUAUUUACACUUUGAGGAACCAGCAAGUAAAACAAGCAUUCAAAAAUUUUCUUCAUAAAGUAUUAUCUUAUAAAAAUAAAUGA